Messenger RNA from Pistacia vera, 3201 nucleotides. Its product is annotated as receptor-like protein Cf-9. The transcript has a single exon. Gene Ontology annotation, molecular function: protein binding. The coding region runs from base 1 to 3201 and encodes 1066 amino acids. The record is from RefSeq and is a predicted model, not a curated record. NCBI's taxonomy places the organism in Eukaryota, Viridiplantae, Streptophyta, Magnoliopsida, Sapindales, Anacardiaceae.
AUGUGGGGGUUAUUAUGGCACUGUCUAAUUCCCUGCCUCGUCUUAUUGUUCUUACAUUUUCAAGCUAUCAACUCUUUUACUCCAUCGACAAAACUUUGCCCUCCUAAAGAAAGCUCUGCGUUACUCCAUUUCAAGAACUCAAUUUCAGUUAAUAUCUCUGCUUCUAGAUUUUGUGGAGGAUAUACCUCUUCUAGUUCUUAUCCUAGGACAGAAUCCUGGAAUAAGAGCAAUGAUUGCUGCUCAUGGGAUGGAAUCACUUGUGAUAGGUUCACAGGUCAUGUGAUUGGCCUUAAUCUUGGCUCUAGUGGGCUUGUUGGUUCUAUUCACUCUAACAGCAGUCUCUUCUUGCUUCCCCAUCUCCAAAAGCUUAAUUUAGCUUGUAAUGAUUUCAGUGGAUCCAAAAUCUCUUCCAAUUUUGGUGAGUUCAUGAAAUUGACACAUCUCAAUCUGUCUACAUCCAAUUUCAGUGGCCUAGUUCCCACUCAAAUCUUUCACCUGUCUAAACUGACUUCACUUGAUCUAUCUACUAAAUAUGGCUUUGGAGGACUAAAAUUGCACCAACAUGGAUUUCGUAAGCUGUUGCAAAACCUAACAGAAUUAAGAUAUCUUCAUCUGAAUGAAGUGGAUAUGUCUUCAGUUAAAGCUAAUUCUUUGGCAAACCUAUCUUCUUCUUUGAUAUCACUCGGUCUUGAUUAUUGUUCGCUGCAGGGCGAGUUCUCAAAUGAUAUUUUCCACCUUCCUUUCCUCCAGGAGCUACGUUUAUCAGGAAAUAUGGAUCUCUUUGGCCGUUUACCAAAAUCAAACUGGAGUAGUCCCCUCAGGUUUUUGGAUCUCUCUUCAACACUUUUUUCAGGAAUGUUGUACGACACAAUUGGUAAUCUAAAAUACUUGAAUGAGCUGGAUCUUUCUGAAUGCCAGUUCAUAGGAUCACUGCCAACAUCACUUUGGAACCUCACGGAAAUCAAUUUAUUGAAUUUGGGUUCCAAUAAUUUUUCUGGUCAAGUUUCAGCAUUGUUAUCAAACCUUGGCCAACUCAAUUAUUUAGAUCUGUCUGAGAACAAGUUUUCAGGCGAGUUUCCGGAUGUUUUUGGUAACCUCAGCAAGUUAAUUGUUGGAUAUGCUGGUGCAAAUAAUUUCACUGGUUAUUUGCCUCCAUCAGCAUUCAAUCACAUUCAACUUUCAGAAUUGGUUUUAUCCGAUAAUCAAUUCGAGGGCCACAUUCCACAGUUCAGUCAUCUUUUAAAUUUAACUGACAGAAUACCAUCUUUGGGUCGCUUAGAUCUCAGCAACAACAAACUCUCAGGUCCAGUUUCAAAUUCCAUCUUUGAACAUGUAAACCUUAAUAGUCUCGACCUUUCAUCAAAUAAUUUGAGCGGCAUUGUGAAGUCGGAGAAGUUUUCAAAGCUCAAAAAUCUCAUUACUGUAGACCUUUCGUAUAAUGACCUUCUGUCAUUAAAAAGUGAUAUGGUUGACUUUAUCUUACCCAAGCUCAGUGAAUUUAAUUUUUCUUCUUGCAACCUAACUGAAUUUCCUCUUUUCUUGAGAAACAUGAAAAGUUUGGAAAGUUUAGACCUUUCAAAUAAUAGUAUUGUUGGUCCAAUUUCCCCACAGGAGCAUAUAGAUUGCGAAAGCUUGGAGUUUCUUGAUCUCUCUAGCAAUUCUCUAUCAAGUGUUGAGCAUCUAGAUUGCAAAAGCUUGUGGCAUCUUGAUCUCUCUAGCAAUUCUCUAUCAAGUGUUGAGCAUCUAGAUUGCAAAAGCUUGGUGGUUCUUGGUCUCUCUAGCAAUUCUCUAUCAAGUGUUGAGCAUCUAGAUUGCAAAAGCUUGGUGGUUCUUGGUCUCUCUAGCAAUUCUCUAUCAAGUGUUGAGCAUCUAGAUUGCAAAAGCUUGGCGGUUCUUGGUCUCUCUAGCAAUUCUCUAUCAAGUGUUGAGCAUCUAGAUUGCAAAAGCUUGGCGGUUCUUGGUCUCUCUAGCAAUUCUCUAUCAAGUGUUGAGCAUCUAGAUUGCAAAAGCUUGGUGGUUCUUGGUCUCUCUAGCAAUUCUCUAUCAAGUGUUGAGCAUCUAGAUUGCAAAAGCUUGGCGGUUCUUGAUCUCUCUAGCAAUUCGCUAUCAAGUGUUGAGCAUCUAGAUUGCAAAAGCUUGGAGUAUCUUAAUCUCUCUAGCAAUUUUCUAUCAAGUGUUGAGCAUCUAGAUUGCGAAAGCUUGCGGUAUCUUGAUCUCUCUAGCAAUUUUCUAACAAGUGUUGAGCAUAUUUCAUUGAUGACAAACCUGCAGUUUCUGAACCUUCAAUCCAACUUGCUCAAAGGAUCACUUAUGACUAUACCACCCUUUCUGCAGUACUUUUCAGUUUCAAACAACAACUUGACCGGACGAAUCCCUGAAUCCUUUUGCAAUUUGAGCCAUUUGCAACAUCUUGACUUGUCUAAUAACAGCUUCACUGGAACAAUUCCGCAAUGUCUAGAAAGCUAUGAGACGCUCGUGUUCUUGGACCUGCGAACAAAUAACUUCCAUGGUCACAUCCCUUCAUUCUCAAAUGGUCAUAUUGGAUAUCUUAAUCUUAAUGGCAAUCGAUUGAAUGGAUCGUUACCAACCUCUUUGGUUAAUUGUAAUGAGUUGGAAGUUUUAGAUGUUGGGAAUAACAUGAUUAAUGAUACAUUUCCUCAUUGGUUAGGAAGUCUUCCAAAAUUGCAAGUUGUUGUCUUGAAAAGUAAUAAAUUUCAUGGUCCUAUUGAAUAUUCAACAACAAGAUUUCCCUUCACUAAGUUACGAAUACUUGAUCUCUCUCACAAUCAAUUUACUGGUCUUUUGCCAGUAAGGUAUUUUGAAAAAUCUGAACCUAUGAUGCGUGGAGAUAAAGGUAGUCCUGAAUUUGAUUACAUGGGGGAAUAUGAGGCAUAUUCCGCGGGAUCUGUGGGGUCAAAUGUUUUUGAGUAUUAUUCAAUUGUUUUGGUGGUUAAAGGAGUUACUAGAGAAUUUGAGAGAAUUCUAUCCAUUUUAGCAGCCAUGGAUUUGUCAAACAACCAAUUCCGAGGAUCGAUUCCAGAAAUAGUUGGAAAGUUCAACUCACUCGAACUUCUCAACCUUUCUAACAACAACCUUAUUGGUCAUAUUCCAUCAUCAUUGGGAAAUUUGACAAAACUUGAAUCAUUGGAUUUGUCUUCAAAUAGGCUUGUUGGAGAGAUUCCCAAACAAUUGGCAAGUUAA